AUGUCUCCUCACGCAGAUGCUCCGACUACCCGCUUGGGCAAUGACUCGAAUGGCUCGAAUGGCUCGACAGUCUCGUCUAGAUAUCAUUCGUCUUCGACCAAGGCUGCAAUUCAGGCAGAGAAUCAAUACGCCGCCCACAACUAUCAUCCGCUCCCUGUCGUCUUCGCUCGCGCGCAGGGUGCCGAUGUGUGGGAUCCUGAAGGCAAGCACUACAUCGAUUUCCUCUCAGCAUACAGCGCCGUGAAUCAAGGCCAUUGCCACCCAGAACUAGUGAAAGCUCUCACUGAACAGGCUGGAAGAUUGACCUUGAGCUCCAGGGCAUUUCACAAUGACGUGUUUCCCAAAUGGGCGGAAAAGGUGCAAGCGAUGUUCGGGUACGACAUGGUCCUGCCGAUGAACACGGGAGCGGAGGCUGUAGAAACGGCUAUCAAGAUUGCAAGAAAAUGGGCCUAUAAAGUCAAGGGUGUUCCCCAGGGCAAGGCAUUAGUGUUCGGCGCCGAGGAAAAUUUCCAUGGUCGCACGAUGACGGCGGUGACUCUAUCCACCGACCCAGAGUCCAAGGAUAACUACGGGCCAUACGUGCCAAACAUCGGGGCUAUAUCCCCCUCCACUGGUAAGCCUAUUCGGUAUAACAACGUGGCCGAUUUGGAGGAGUUGCUUGAGACUCACGGGCGUGAGACUGCUGCAUUCAUUGUCGAGCCUAUUCAGGGAGAGGCGGGUGUAGUGGUUCCCGACGAGGAUUAUUUGAGCAAAGUGCAAGCGCUUUGCAAGAAACAUAAUGUGCUCUUGAUCUGUGAUGAGAUCCAGACGGGUAUCGGUCGCACGGGUCGGAUGCUGUGUUCUGAGUGGGCUGGCAUCAAGCCGGACAUGAUUACUUUGGGGAAAGCUAUCUCUGGUGGCAUGUAUCCCGUCAGUUGCGUCCUCAGUAGUAAAGAGAUCAUGCUUGUCGUCGAGCCUGGAACUCAUGGCUCGACGUACGGCGGAAACCCAUUAGGCUGCGCUGUCUCUAUACGUGCUCUUGAGCUCAUGGAAGAGGAGCAGCUCACCCAAAAGGCUGAGAAGCUUGGUAAUAUCUUCCGCGACGGUCUAGCGUCGUUUAAUUCGCCAGUUAUCAAGACAAUCCGUGGAAAGGGACUACUAAAUGCUGUCGUCAUCGACGAAUCGAAGGCCAAUGGCCAUUCGGCUUGGGACCUAUGUCUUCUUCUCAAGGAGAAGGGUCUUCUGGCUAAACCGACACAUGGGAACAUCAUCCGGUUCGCACCGCCGUUGGUUAUUUCGGAAGCGCAGCUUCAAAAGGCCAUAUCCAUUAUUGGCGAUGCGCUGCAGGAGCUACCAAAGAUGAAGAAACAUGAGGACGUCCACGUCGGACUGGAGAAUUAA
This is a messenger RNA of Daldinia childiae, 1380 nucleotides long. RefSeq names its product Ornithine aminotransferase. Gene Ontology annotation, molecular function: L-ornithine transaminase activity; pyridoxal phosphate binding; identical protein binding. Lineage: Eukaryota; Fungi; Ascomycota; Sordariomycetes; Xylariales; Hypoxylaceae. The record is from RefSeq and is a predicted model, not a curated record. Gene Ontology annotation, cellular component: cytoplasm. Bases 1 to 1380 code for a protein of 459 amino acids. The transcript is spliced from 3 exons.